Dama dama (fallow deer) is the source of this 904-nucleotide messenger RNA. RefSeq names its product proteasome assembly chaperone 3-like. Gene Ontology annotation, biological process: proteasome assembly. The transcript has 2 exons. NCBI's taxonomy places the organism in Eukaryota, Metazoa, Chordata, Mammalia, Artiodactyla, Cervidae. The record is from RefSeq and is a predicted model, not a curated record. The coding region runs from base 1 to 615 and encodes 204 amino acids.
AUGCGAUGGAGGAGCCAGCAAGGCCCACCGGAGCUGUUCCCGGAUUGGAGCCACUCGCCUGGUGAGGCGCUCCGGUCCGCCACCGUCCACUGUGGGCACUUCCUUUCCUUCCUACCGGCUGCCUCCCAUGAAGCGGGCUUCGGGAAGCUUUCAGGCGACCGGGUAAACCUGCGCCGUCCGCCUCGGAGUUGGCUAGCGGCCACUAUCACCGAGCUCUACAAUGCGACCGGGCAGUGUGACCCGGAAGCAGACUCAGCUACCGAAGGUAAACCAUUGGUGAUAUCUAAACAGAAGACUGCAGUGGUGUGUGGAGUCCCCACCCAAGUGGUCUGCACAGCGUUUAGCAGUCACAUCCUGGUGGUGGUGACCCAGUUGGGGAAGAUGGGUACCCUGGAACCCAGCAGUGUGACCAGUGACAUUGGCAAGCCUGUGCUUACCACUAAAGUCCUCCUCGGGAAGGGUGAGCCUCUCAUCCAUGUCUUCGCAAAGAACCUGGUGGCAUUUGUGUCUCAAGAAGCUGGAAACAGAGCAUUUCUCACCCUGGACAGGAAGGACAAGAGCAUGGUGGUGGUGAAGGCUCUGAAGGAGGUGAUCCAGACGUGCCAGGUGUGGUGACCCUGGAGUGGCCACCCCUGCUGUCCAGGAGGGCCAUGCAGCAACUCAGACACCCUCUCAAGGAUUUGAAGGUCCUCCUCUAGUUAGGAGGAGCUCUCUCUGGCUUUGGCCCUUGAAGUUCAAAGAAACAAACACCUCAGGCUGACCUUGGUUUGGAGGCUGAUGCCCCUGUGGCAGGAGGACAGGAAACAUGUCCUGAGAAGGUUGUGAGUCCUCCUCCCCAGGUCCAGACAGCUGCACACGUGUGAGAACUGACAUAAUGAGUCAUGGCCCUCAAUUUUGGGGGGGA